AUGACAAAUUUUUAUUUAUUUUUAUUAAUAAGUGCAUUUAUUUACGAAAAUGUAUCGGCUUCCACGGGCGACAGGUCCCAGUUUUAUAGACAGUGUUUAAUUGUUUGUUAUUCCACUAGUUGUAAACACAAUGUUGAAUUUGAAGUUGUUUCCUUUGAAGAUGGUGGAUUCUUAUCCUGGUCAUGCGAAGAAAACUGCCGGUAUGAUUGCAUGUGGGAAACUGUUAAUCAUUUUGUUGAUCACGGUCAUCACGUACCACAGUUUCAUGGCAAGAUUUGCCUGAAUGCUUGGUUUUGGUCGGCAGUAUUCCAUGCAAGAGAUAAACCAUUCACUGAAGUAAUGGAUUACUCUUGUGCAUUUACUAUGGUGAUAACUCUCCUCUUCUGUAUGCUGACAAGAAUAUUACAUAAAAACAAUAAGAUACUUGCUGUGAUAACUUUUGGAUAUAUUUGUAUUCUCGUCACUCAUUUGUCUCAUCUGUGGUCUGGAAGCAUUAAUUAUGGAUAUAAUAUGAAAAUAAAUAUUUUUUUUGGGUUUUUGACGUUUCUUAUCACGAUGAUUUGGUGGUAUCGUAAUUCUUCAAAACUUUCUCAUUCUUAUCUUAUCGGCUGGUUUACGAUCUUGACUGUGGCGGUUACUCUAUUAGAAGUAGCUGAUUUUCCACCGAUAUUUUGGACCCUUGAUGCUCAUGCCCUUUGGCAUGCUUCUACCGCUCCGCUUGUUUAUUUAUUAUACAAAUUUAUCAUCUCAGACUGUCAUUAUUUAAGAAAGCAAUAUAGUUAUCAGGUAAUAUCAGACAUUCACAUUGACUAA
This is a messenger RNA of Cotesia congregata, 813 nucleotides long. NCBI's taxonomy places the organism in Eukaryota, Metazoa, Arthropoda, Insecta, Hymenoptera, Braconidae. The record is from the annotation of a GenBank genome assembly.